Messenger RNA from Aedes albopictus (Asian tiger mosquito), 269 nucleotides. RefSeq names its product dolichyl-diphosphooligosaccharide--protein glycosyltransferase subunit 4. Bases 165 to 269 code for a protein of 34 amino acids. The transcript has 2 exons. The record is from RefSeq and is a predicted model, not a curated record. NCBI's taxonomy places the organism in Eukaryota, Metazoa, Arthropoda, Insecta, Diptera, Culicidae.
GUGUCCGCAGUGCUGAAUCUAUCCGAUGACGUUGACGUGUUUUGAUUUCAAUGUCUGUCAUUCUUCGAUCACUUCUGGAAACUGCUCCAACAGUGCAUUAUUUUGUGCGAAAAAUCCUGAAUUUCAUUGGAUUUUGGGAAUAUAUCUCAUAAACAUCUACCAAAAUGAUUUCUGACGUCCAACUGGCUAUAUUCUGCAACGUGCUGGGAGUGUUCCUGUUUCUGCUGGUGGUGGGAUUCCACUAUAUAAACGCCAACAUGGGAAGGUGA